AUCUAUCCUAAAACAAGAUUCUUAUUUAUAAGGUCAUGUUUCUGUGAAGAAUAUUAGGUGAGAAUACAGAUUUCUACUGUGUGAGAUAAAUUUUUGCUUGAAAUUAAUUCAUGGUAUGCAGCACCACCUCGUUCAAGGAAAUAUCAUUAAAAAAAUUCAUACUAUGAUUUACAUUGAAAAAAAAACGUGUCUGAUAAAAAAAACGAAAAAAAAAAUUAGUAAUGUAAGUUUAGUAGGUUUGCACUAAACAGCAUACUACAAAAAUCUACAGUGUAUACUAUUGAAACUAACAAUAUUUGUACUGUCUGAUGUUAGAAAUACGCUGGUAUCAGGGAACUGUACCGAGAUUAUAGCUAUGUACAAAUAUUAAUACGUACAGAAGUUAUACACAGUGCAUGACUAUGCUUGAAAUCGAGAGCUUGACUUGCACAGGGUUCUGUAACAUCGCGUAAUUAAUUAAAAUUAGAUAACUGUUCAUUUCUUGCACGUUAUAACAGAAAACAUUAAGAAUAAUAUCAAAUAAUACAAAAAGCUCUUUGUUGAUUUAAUGGUACAUUGUAUUAAAUGUUGCUCAAUUGUAUGCAAAUACUCUUGCAAAGCAGGCGUACAAACGUAUAUUAAAGAUUUUGGCAGAAGGCACUGUGCAUACAAAAAAAUUACUGAAUAGUAUGUUGGGGAAAAUUGUUCUCAUUGAAUUUUAUCUUAUUUGUACAAAAUGUACGUAAUAUACUUCACAUGUGUAGGAUGCUUUAUUUUGACGAUCAGGGUAUGAAAUAUUUUUAUUUUGUGUAUCAUUUUUGCACAUAUAUACUUUCAAUGUAAGCAAUAUUUCCCCCAAAAUGGAAGUGUUCGAACUUGAAUAACAUACAUGAUUCAUGAAAUUAAAUUGCCAAGAUUGCUUUAAACAAACAUAAGGUACAAUUUUUUUUGUUUAAAAGUAAAAAAUAAAUCCUUGAUAUCUUAGUACCGUUAUUAUAGGAUGACUUUUUAGUUUAUUAUAAUUACUUAAAUCUAAUUGAACUUUUAUAUACGUGUUGCAAAUUCUUUCUUAGCAAAAACUAUUUUUUGUUUUAAAAUACAAAUGCGAAAAUUUGUAAAGAAAUCAAGAUAACGUAUAUAGUCUAUAGCAUUGUAUGAAUAUAUUGUCAAAAAUAAGUAUUUGAAAUAAAGAUUUCAUAAAAUUUCGCAAAUAUUUCUGUUCCCUGGUAGCAACGACUUUCUGUAGCAUAAUAAAACAGUAAAUAAUGAAUAUACUAUAUCUAUAUUUUAACCGUGCCUAUUAUUAGACGUAUUUAUCAUAAUUCUACUACUUAUUACUUACUGUUAUCGGUUUUUAAAUUUUUUAGUUUAUAAUUAUUUGUUUUUAUAAUCUAUCUUUUUUUUGCGUAUUGUUUUGGUCUUUUUUGUAUUUAAAAAGAAAUUCAGAUAUACAGUCAAAAUAAUUACGUUUUAUAUGAAUGAGGUUUUCUUGGCUGCUGCAUGCAGGUUUUGGCAUAAUAUGAAGUCCUUUCAUGUUAAGAAAGCAUAGAGCACCAAGAAACAUUUAUCUAACUAAGUUUUACUGAAAAAUUCAUUUUGGUACUAUUUGAUACAUGUAUAUGAAUAUACUAAAAAAUGUUCCCUCAUUUGUAAAUUUACAUUCUGAAAAAGGGCAUUAAUAUUUGCCUUACUUACUUGCAAAAAAAAAGAUGUCUUUCAGUUACCAGAACAAUUUGGAAACAGUACUAGUGUUUGCACAAUAACAUAUAAUGAUAUACCAAGUGUUAACUGAUUACUGAACGUGAAAGAAGAAAGAAAUACAAGUGAUUUUAAUUAACAAUAAUAAGUAAUACCUACUUGAAAAAAAUGGAUAUCGUUUAUGUUAAGAGAAAUUUGUGUAAAAAUAUACAUAAGAGAUUCCUUAAGCAUUCAAGGGAUUUGAUUUCAAUUAAAAUACCUCCAUAUUAUACUAUGUAAGCACUUAUUAUUGAAAUAAAUAUAAAUCUUAAGACUGAUUACGCGUAUCUCUUUAUUUUAGCCUUUAUCAUGUAAACUGAAUAAAUUCUUUACAAAUAUACAUAGGAUAAACAUGUUAAUGAUUUUUAUAAACUUUUUGUAAUAUUACUGUUUGUACACUAUAAAAACUGCAAUAAUGUUUUGCACUCUUUCCAGACGUCUAGUCUUUCUUGAUUGAAAGUGUAUGGGAUACUAAAUCAGUCCUACAAUGCACGUAACAAAAAUGUUAUAUAUGCUUUCUAAUCCCAUUUACUAACUUGUGUAAUAAAAUAAUGCUAUUAGUAGUAUGGCUUCUAGCAAGAAGCCUUUCCAAGACUAUAUGAAGUUCCCUGUUCAUGUUAAGAGACUGUCACUUCUGGGCGGGAAACAAACUUCUAUUAAUUCAUUUGUUUAGAGAAAGGUGCCAAAUGUUUCCUUUCUUGUUUUUGGCUUGUGUUGUUGCCAUCAAGGUAUUCAAGAAGACUACCCCAAAUGGAAAAGUCACAGUCUACCUUGGUAAAAGAGAUUUCAUUGAUCACUUAGAUAGUGUAGAUCCUAUCGAUGGAAUCGUGGUUGUUGAAAAUGAUUAUCUUCAAGGCAGAAAGGUUUAUGGACAGGUAACAACAGUUUUCCGCUAUGGCCGAGAAGAGGAUGAAGUCAUGGGUGUCAAGUUCAGCAAGGAACUUGUUCUCUGUCGUGAACAGAUAGUUCCAAUAAAAAAGGAAAAACAGGACAUGACACCCAUUCAAGAACGUCUUUUGAAACGACUUGGAGCAAAUGCAUAUCCAUUCUUAUUUCAAUUUCCACAAAAUUCUCCUAGCUCAGUUACACUUCAACCAGGUGAUGAUGAUCAAGGAAAACCACUAGGAGUUGAAUAUACUGUCAAAGUAUAUGUGGGUGAACAUGAAGAAGAUAAGGGACACAAAAGAUCAUCCGUUGCAUUAGCAAUAAAGAAAUUACAAUAUGCUCCACCUACAAGAGGACGUAAAUUGCCUAGCUCUUUAGUUUCCAAAGGAUUUACAUUCUCUCAAGGAAAAUUAAAUCUUGAAGUCACACUUGAUAGGGAGAUUUAUUACCAUGGAGAAAAAGUAGUUGCAAAUGUCAUAAUAACUAAUAAUUCUCGAAAAGCAGUGAAAAAUAUUAAGCUUUUUGUGGUGCAACACUGUGAGGUGACAAUGGUUAAUACUCAGUUCUCUCGACAUGUGGCUAGUUUAGAAACACGUGAAGGUUGCCCAAUUACACCUGGCGCUUCCUUUACAAAAGAGUUUUAUCUUGUACCACUGGCCAGCAGCAAUAAGGACCGUCGUGGAAUUGCGUUAGAUGGUCACCUAAAGGAUGACGAUGUGAAUCUUGCAUCUUCAACUAUGGUUGCUGAGGGUAAAACGCCUGGUGAAGCUAUGGGUAUUGUUAUCUCCUAUUCUGUGCGAGUGAAACUGAAUUGUGGCACUUUGGGUGGUGAAUUGGUAACGGAUGUUCCGUUUAAAUUAAUGCAUCCUGCGCCUGGAGCUGCAGAAAAAGAAAGAGCCACCUUGAAGAAAAAUAAGAGCAUUGAUCGAGCACGUUAUGACAGCUCUUAUGCUAAUGACGACGAUGAUAAUAUCGUAUUUGAAGACUUCGCUCGUUUACGUUUGAACGAGCCAGAAUAAAGAACAUUUACCAAAGUGACAAAUAUUUACUUCAAAGGAAUCUUGGAUCUUCAAUACAAUUUUACUGAAAUAUAAUAGAAUUAUCAACGGAAUUAGUGAAAAGAUAAUAAACUGUAACGUGUACAUGUAUAGAAUGUAUUAUAUCAUUUUUAUUCUAGGAUUCUUUUGAUGUAAGAUAUGUCCAAUUACUGAAAGAAGAAUAAAAAGGUACAGAAGGUAAAAACAUCACAAUAUCCGCAAUGCAUUCAUUGGUCCGUGAAAAUUAAAAAUAAUAAUCUAAAAAAAAUAUUACAAAAAUGCAAAAAAAAAAAGCGAAAAGUGUUACAUGAAAAGUAUAUAUCGUCUUAGAAUUUCUAUUCGAUGGUGGUGGUCGAUUAGAAAUUCACAUAAGGGCGAACAAAAAAAAUGAUAAAUGAUUUUAAGUAAGCUUAAUAAAUAACUUAUAUUUGGUUAAGAUUAAAGUUUUCCCGCCUUACCAGAAGUGACAUGUAUGCUAUUAAUUUUUAUUUAUCAUGAUUAUAACGUGUCUGUACAUGUUUAUUUAUUACAAACUGGCAAUGUUAAGUAAUAUCUGUAUGUUAGAAAAAAAUAUAAAAGUUACAAAAUGUAAA
Messenger RNA from Megachile rotundata (alfalfa leafcutting bee), 4231 nucleotides. It is a transcript of the gene Arr2, whose product is annotated as arrestin 2. Gene Ontology annotation, biological process: signal transduction; G protein-coupled receptor internalization. Gene Ontology annotation, cellular component: cytoplasm. The record is from RefSeq and is a predicted model, not a curated record. Gene Ontology annotation, molecular function: G protein-coupled receptor binding. NCBI's taxonomy places the organism in Eukaryota, Metazoa, Arthropoda, Insecta, Hymenoptera, Megachilidae.